CUGAAUGGGUACAAACUUCAUGGGAAAAGAAUAAUGAAAAUAAUGAGUGUGAUGAGCGUAACGAUGAUGAAUAUGAUGAAUAUAAUGAAGAAAAUAAUGAAAUAAUUGAUUUAAUUAAUGAUGAAAAUGAUAAAGAAAAUAAUGAAAUAAUUGAUUUAAUUAAUGAUAAAGAAUUAUCUAAUGAUUAUAGUGAAAAUA
Molecule: messenger RNA, 198 nt
Organism: Dentiscutata erythropus
Lineage: Eukaryota; Fungi; Glomeromycota; Glomeromycetes; Diversisporales; Gigasporaceae
Source: the annotation of a GenBank genome assembly